Molecule: messenger RNA, 1459 nt
Organism: Planococcus citri (citrus mealybug)
Lineage: Eukaryota; Metazoa; Arthropoda; Insecta; Hemiptera; Pseudococcidae
Product: pickpocket protein 19-like
Exons: 8
Coding region: 5-1459 (484 amino acids)
Biological process (GO): sodium ion transmembrane transport
Cellular component (GO): plasma membrane
Molecular function (GO): ligand-gated sodium channel activity
Source: RefSeq, a predicted model, not a curated record
UUGGAUGCUGGUGUUCACCGCAGCGUUCAUUGGUACGGCGGCUCAUUUAUUCAAAGUAUGGGAUACGUAUAGAAACAAUUUAACGAGAACUACCAUCAUUAGCACAUAUUUCAAGUAUACCAAUGUGGCGUACCCAUCGGUCACCGUGUGCGAUUCUAGUCGUGUGGAUUGGUCCAGAGUGGAUAAAUUAAAUCUAAGCGAUUUCCUAGACAGAUCUGCGGACAAGAAUCAAUCAAUGCUGAUGUCAGACUUUAAAAUCUUGCUGGCUGCUCUAUCAACAGCACAGUUCGGUGCUCCUAAAGAUUUAAAUCACGUAAAAAACGUUUACAGCUUGAGAUCGCUAAACGAGGUUCACAUCAGUCGAUUAUUACGACAGGUGGUCAGGCGUUGCGAACAAGUCUUCGAGACGAGAUGUUGGUGGCGUACGAGUUGGUAUCGUUGCUGCGACUUAUUUGAAUUGCAAAAAACCGGUUAUGGAUAUUGUUACAGUUUUAAUUCAGAUAUAUCGGAAAAAAGUAAAUUGCUGUCUCUAAAUUACGGCUUAGACGGUGAUAAACGACCCGGCUGGACAGACUGGCACGGUCAAAUGAGACCCAGAAGAACAGCCGGACACGGUCCCUGGUCCGGCUUACGAUUCGUAGUCCGAGCUCAACCAUUACCAUCUUACGUUAACGCCAAAUCCGGCGUAGUCGUCAUCGUAGGUGAUCCCAGUGGUUUCCCUUUUGAAAACGACGUGUUCGUGGGCAGUGGUAAAAUCGGUCAUAUUGGAGUUCGAGGUGACGCCGUAUUCACUACAGAUAGACUACAAAGGUUACCCAUAUCUAAGAGAAGAUGUCUAUUCCCAGAUGAAGGCAGAACGCUGUUCAGAGGGUACUUGAGGCAGAACUGCAUUGCUAAUUGUUACAGGAAAUUUGUGCAGGCUAAUUGCAAGUGCUCUCUGGAUUUCAUCUAUUAUCAGAUACCUUACAAUAGUAGUAGCAAACUUUCUCCCUGUAAGAUGAAACAUCUCACGUGCCUGGCUGAGUACAAUUAUGCGUUCAUAAAUCACCUAAGUGAAGAGAGCAUCAACAACGAAUCCGAAAUGGGAUCUUUUUGCAAAUGUCCUGAUGACUGCGUGAAUCAAAAAUACAUCGCUAAAUUAUUCACUAAAAAUGGGGAGGCUUCGAAUAAAGUAAUUUGCGAUGUACAUUUCGAGAGAUCCUUCUGUUCAUUGUACAGAACUGAUAUAUCUUUUGAUUACAUGGAUGCUCUAGUAUCAUAUGGAGGUAUUUUUGGCCUAUUUCUGGGCGCAUCUCUCCUGAGCAUGGUCGAAAUAAUUUUCCAUAUUGUGAGAAAAAUUCUAUCCUACAUACCUAGAAAAAAGAAGGAAAAAAGCAACACCGUUUCCAGCAAUAAUAUAGCCGUAUUUUUCAAGAGAGAAUUUCCGUUUUAUUAUAAUGGUGCUGACAAUUACGAAUAA